UGGGCGCUGUGUGUGCAGCAGGCCUGGGCGCAGUGCCGCAGGGUGACCCUGCCUGCAGGUUGUGUGCUCACUCUUCUCGACGUCCUUGGGGCUGCCUGAGCAGAGCCUUUGAGGAACUGGCUGCUUCCUGCUCUGUUUUAUGGCUUCUGACCACAUGGCAGUGUCGUCGAACUUCCUCCGGGUGGCAUGGAUGCCACGCAGGUGUGGCCGCUCUGCAGCAGAAGCACCCGCCACAAAGGCAGAUGACUCCGCCCUCCAGUGGUUGCUGCUGCUCAUCCCUGUGACUGCCUUUGGCCUGGGGACAUGGCAGGUCCAGCGCCGGAAAUGGAAGCUGAGGCUGAUUGCAGAGCUGGAGUCCAGAGUCAUGGCUGAGCCCAUCCCUCUGCCGGCUGACCCCGUGGAGCUGAAGAAUCUGGAGUACCGGCCAGUGACGGUUAGGGGGCACUUCGACCACUCCAAGGAGCUGCACAUGAUGCCCCGGACCAUGGUGGACCCGGCCCGGGAAGCCCGGGAGGCCGGCCGUAUCUCCUCGUCCACCGAGAGUGGGGCCUUCGUGGUCACCCCCUUCCACUGCACUGACCUGGGAGUCACCAUCCUGGUAAACAGAGGAUUUGUUCCCAGAAACAAGGUGAAGCCCGAGGCCCGGCAGAAAGGCCAGGUUGAGGGAGAAGUGGACCUAACUGGAGUGGUGAGGUUGACAGAGACCAGGAAGCCCUUUGUUCCUGAGAACAACCCAGAAAGGAACCACUGGCAUUACCGGGACUUGGAGGCCAUGGCCAGGACCACAGGCGCAGACCCCAUUUUCAUUGAUGCCGACUUCAAGAGCACUGUCCCUGGAGGACCCAUUGGAGGGCAGACCAGAGUCACCCUACGGAACGAGCACAUGCAGUACAUCAUUACCUGGUAUGGGCUGUGUGCAGCCACAUCGUACAUGUGGCUUAAGAAGUUCCUACGCUGGACACCUGGCAUGUGACCGGGCCAACUGCCACACACAGCCUUGCCCUAUUUAAAUAAAAGCUCCAAGCUCUUGGGGGAUCUCC
This is a messenger RNA of Octodon degus (degu), 1040 nucleotides long. Its product is annotated as surfeit locus protein 1. Gene Ontology annotation, cellular component: mitochondrion; membrane. The record is from RefSeq and is a predicted model, not a curated record. Gene Ontology annotation, biological process: mitochondrial respiratory chain complex IV assembly. The transcript is spliced from 7 exons. NCBI's taxonomy places the organism in Eukaryota, Metazoa, Chordata, Mammalia, Rodentia, Octodontidae. The coding region runs from base 140 to 973 and encodes 277 amino acids.